CUCAACGUCCAAAGAAACACUUCAAACCACACCUGACACACCGUAUCGUAUUACCAUCAACUAGCUGCAUCACUCGAAGCAUUACGCAAGCAACAUGGGUCGACCAGGUGCCAUGCUCGUUCAAUCGCAGCCCACACAUGACGGGAUCACCGACUCCGACCUCAAGAGUUGGUACCUCGACAAGCACAUACCUGAAGUUCUCGACACUGGCGGAGUGCGUGGUGUUCUAUUCUGCCAACUUGAUCGCGAAUCAUCCAAGGAGUAUCUUGGAGAACAGGUACCGAAGUUAUACCUGGCUGUGUACCUGCUUCACGACUUGGCCUGGCUGCAUGAGGAGGGUUGUGGGCUGUGGAGGCUGCCGUUAGUCCUCAGUUCGAACAAUGUGGACCUAGAGGCGAGACACAGGGGAAGGAGUGUGUUUGAGGUUGCUGAAUUUGUGACGCACUUUUGGGAGGUUGUUGAAGCUGCGGCGCAUAAUGGGAUGGUAGCUCAGCCCAUGGCUGGCCCUCCCGAUGACGAUAAGACCAAAGAAGAGCCGACCAUGCGUCUGGUACUCUCGUACUUGGACAGCCCGGACAAGUCACGAACAAACCUCGCAGAUUUAAUGCCGGCGCCGGCUCACGACCAAGAGCCAGAAGCGAUAAUAUCAACCCUGUUCAAGGUUGACGAGACAAAUCCUGGUCCACCUGCCAGCAAGAAUGAGAAGGGUGACACGCCGGUGCCCUUGCCUGAGCAAAAGUACUUGCACUGUCAUCAGCUUUUCGGCAACACUUUGCAUGAGUCCCCGCUCCCUCCGCAUGGUUUCCGCUUGUCCACGGUCGAAUACACGGUCCUCGCUGAGUUUGGUGAUACAAAACCCCUGCGAUCGGGGAAUGAAACUUCGGUUCAAGCUUGAUUCAGGUGAAGAAGAGAGAUUAAUUAUUCUCGGUCUUGAAAAUGUCCUGGGUCAGACGGAGCAUGGGAUUGUUUGUGAUUGAUGCGUUGGAUUGCUCCCCUUAGGUAGGUAGCUGAUCAAUGCAAAUUUUGUUCACUGGCUCCGGUUGUGUU
Chaetomium fimeti is the source of this 1047-nucleotide messenger RNA. RefSeq lists its product as uncharacterized. Bases 95 to 895 code for a protein of 266 amino acids. Lineage: Eukaryota; Fungi; Ascomycota; Sordariomycetes; Sordariales; Chaetomiaceae. The transcript is spliced from 3 exons. The record is from RefSeq and is a predicted model, not a curated record.